This is a messenger RNA of Adineta steineri, 1503 nucleotides long. NCBI's taxonomy places the organism in Eukaryota, Metazoa, Rotifera, Eurotatoria, Adinetida, Adinetidae. The record is from the annotation of a GenBank genome assembly.
AUGUGUCAGUUACCUACUAAAAAUUCAUUUAUCGAUCAGUCAACAAACUCACAAGAUCAAAGAAAUAUGGUUGGUUUUGAUGCUCGAAAUAAAGAUUCCGUAGCACGUUGUUAUCUAUGUCAAAUUUGUAUGUUAAUAUUGAGAAACCCUAUUCAACUUCUUUGUGGUCAUCGAUAUUGUCAUUCGUGUCUGAAUAUUAAAGAACAUUCUGUCGUAAAAUGUAUAACAUGCAAUGCAGAAACUACUCACGAUAAAAUAAUAGUUGAUCGAGGUUGUCAAAAUGAUAUGGAAACAUUAACAAUACUCUGUUGUUUCUGUGAUUGGAAUGGUAUCUUUAAAGAUUAUGAGAAACAUCUGUGUGCUAAUCAAUUGAAUGUAACUUGUCAAUAUUGUGGUAAAGAUUUUGUUGAUAAGAACUUAUCACUUCAACAUCAAUCAGAAUGUGGGAAAAUGACUGUCGAUUGUCCAUUUAAACAAUAUGGAUGUAUUGAACAAUUUCUUCGUAAAGAUACACACAAUCAUCUAUUAACAGAGAAACAUCAAAAUAUAAUGUCAAGUGUUUUAAUCGAAUCAGAAUCGUAUCUAAUGAAUAUUCAAAAUAAUCAACAAUUAACAUCUACAGUGUCUAAUGAUCAAUUAAAUAAAACUGUAGAUAUUAUUCUAAAUAGUAUAGAAGUAUUAAAUGAUGAUACACAACAACUUAGUUCACAAACUACUCAAGCUCAAUGGUUGUUAAAAGAUCUAACCGAAGACAUGUCGAAACUCAGCACAGCUGUACAAGAAACGCAAUCGUUUACAACAGGUCUUACUCCUAAUCAACAAGUACUUCAACAAAAUAUGAAUUCACUUAAACAAGAGAUAGAAGAUUAUCAAUCUAUAUCUUGUGAUGGUACACUUUUAUGGAGGAUUACAGAUGUUCAAAAGAAAAUGGCUGAUGCUCAAUCUGAUAAAGCACCAUCAAUCUAUUCACCUCCAUUUUAUUCAUCACCAAAUGGCUAUAAAAUGCGUGCUCGUCUCUAUCUAUAUGGUGAUGGUACUGCUAGAACUACACAUUUAUCUAUUUUCUUUGUUCUUAUGCGUGGAACAUAUGAUGCGCUUCUUCAGUUUCCAUUUAACUACAAAGUGACAUUUUGUCUUUAUGAUCAAUCCGAUAAACAAGAACAUAUUAUCGAUUCAUUUCGACCUGAUAUUUCAUCAAUGAGUUUUCAAAGGCCUCGUACUGAUAUGAAUAUUGCUAGUGGAAUACCAAAAUUUUUUUCAUUAACAAAACUUCAACAAAAUAAUAAUUCAUACAUUCGUGAUGAUACGAUGUUUAUUAAAGUUAUGAUACACUUUCGUGAAGCACCUAAAACACUUUUGCCGUAUAUAUUUAAUAUUAAUCCAGGAUUACCUACUACUGUACAGGAAACGAUGACGCAACAAGAAGUAGAAAAACAGAAACAACAAUCGACAGUAGAUACUAGCGUACCGGCAACUUCUUCUACGACACUUAAUUCGACAUAA